CCAAACAUAAGCCAAUGAAAGGUACUAUUAAAAUAGGAAUUUUCCGAUAGCAGCUUCAACACGCGAUCCAUGCCGGAACAUUCCAGAUUCAAGGUGAUGGCCGUUUUGUAGCGCUCGUAAAACAUAUUUCGGUGGAAUUGGUGUUCGAAGUGUAUCUUGCUUACGUCGGUGUAAUAAAUGGUACCGAGAAAUGAUUGACUAAGUGCUUUUGCUAUGUGGAUCACAUCUUGAUCGACAGAUUCCUGUGCGCAGUGGAGCAAUAUUAGACUGGUGAUGGAACGUUGUUGCAAAAACUCUUCAAUCAAUUGAGUCCGGGAGAAACACUGCGAAUGAUUUGGUGCUUGCAGCAGAAACAGUGCACAGAGCACUAGUUUCAUUUCGGUGAAGUUGUGACCGAAAACGGUUGCAAAACAGACUAAGAAAAUUGUUGACGGUAACUACCGAUGCAAAUUGUUUUGCGAAGCGUAAUUGUACAAAUCGAAACACUGCUUCAGCCAGCAGUAGAAGGUAACUACAAAGUACUCCACCGACCAUCAAAACGAAGGCAGACAAGACAUCGUACAAUUCCACCGGUUCCGUCUGAUGACUGUCUUUGAUGCACCUAGGACGUGGCGCAUCGAGCCUGGUAAUACGCCAAGAUGCCAUAUUCACGAAGGAUCUAUAAAUGACGUUUAAACAACUCCUUCAGCGGGCUGCCUUUCCCCAAAGGGAUAUGGAUAACUCGGUUUCUGCAAUGAGUUCGCUGGUAUAGUAACACUAAAAACAGGAAAAAUAUUCCAACUACUUAAAACGUGAGUAUAUCCGCAAGAUGUUUCACAAUGGAAAGCAUGUCCACCCUGACCCUGACUAGAGCAAUUCCAGUGGAAACGUGUACAAAUCCCUCCCUAUUAGGUUGGAUCCGUCUGCGAUAUAGAUCGAUCGCGACGGGAUCUUUGGUUCACUGCAAAAAAUAUAUUUAGGAUGUCGAAAGAUUGUGUAGAAUCUUGCCAUGAAACCAGGAAUGAGGGAGGCAUGUUAGUGGUGUGUAACCGACCCAGUAAAACCUGCCCCAUCAACAUACUUUCUACGGGCCAUUUCUAAAGUAGAAUCGAAGAUUGACAUGCGUUCCGUUUGCAAGGAGACUGACACCAUGAAAAAGUCGACCUGCUUGGUUUGAAACUGUUCUAUAACGCCCAAAGUCAAGUCGAUGCCGAUUACAUCCAAACGCCAGGAAGAUGCUAAAACGAGUUUUAAUCUGUACGAGAAGAAAUAUUUGCAAUAUUUAAACUCUUAAAGAAUUUGCGGCGACGUAGAAAAUCACCUAAAAUUUAGCUUCUUCUAUAUUAUCUUUCUAAGCUGAUAAGCAAACUUUGGUGCAUUGUGCGCCCUGGGCUUAACGGGAACAGAGCUAAGAUACACUUCGACACUGUCUGGUUGAUGUUGGUUCAUGCUCUAUAGAUAAGAAAUGGAAAAAAUCUUUAUGUAUGGAGCAUAAAACCAUAGACAAUCAAUAUAUUUACCGAUACAAUAUCUCGUAAUACAAUCUGCUGAAAAUUUUCUCUUCUAUGGUUUGCUUUGUACCAUCCUUUCGUCAGUGUAGAAUCACCCAGAUAAACAUACGAUGGCAUUCCACCACGUGACCUUACACUGCCGUAUAUAUCAUAUACUGCGUAAGCAUUCCGCGUAUUACCACGUAAUACUCCAACGUAAUAUAAGCAUCGAUGGCAUCGAAAAAGACAUCGAAUCGUUUACAUUGUGGACUCCGAAAAAUAGCCAUCUGUCCGAAGAAUUGAAACCAUCUGAUCGAGAUGCUUGUUGUAAGAACGGCGGAUGGUUGUUGCAUUCCAGAUUCAGUACAAAUCCCAGCCUAUGCAACGAUGAGCGUACAACGAUGGACGAUGGGGGAAUUUUAAUCCAGUCUCCUUUGUUUGUUCUACCAAUGUCAAUGUAAGCCACCAGACCAGUAAAGCUUUUGCGAAGAAUGCGUGACCAACCGGUCGCAUCUUGAUCGGAUCGAUCCCGGUGGCAAUAGAUCACGAUGAAACUGUUUGUUGCCGAAAGCUGUAUAAAAUGCUUUAUUACAAACCAUCGCCCAAAGACAACGGAAACUGUGGAAAGCGCUAGCAAAAUGGAACGAACCAUUCGUGGGAUACUCUGGACACAAUAAAUGUAUCCGCAGGCGAUGAGAAGGUGCGUGGCAUAAGUAUCUACUGCAAGAGUUACUCAAUUAGUGUUAUUAUCUCUGGACAAGAAAAUUAGGGUGGGGUGGCAUAUUUGCAUUAUAUGCAGCUUAAUAAUGUUGAUUACGCUUUUCAGACCACUUUUCCAACUUUUGAUUGUCAGUUGUUGAACAAUCUUCGACACGUACGCAACCAUGAGGUUCUGGGUGUUUCUGUUGCUUUCAGUUGCGCCUUCCCUUGCCAUAGUAAACGAACGUUUAGUGCUUGAUUUAGUCAACUGGCAACAUCUGAGGGUGGUAUAUGUUUUCCAUUGCGUUAACCAGCAACAUGGUUCGUGUGGGAGAAAGCGCUUUCUUGGCGAUAUCAUAAAUCACCAAACUUUCUCUUGGUUUGUUUUUCCUCUGGGACAGAAUUCAUUCACCUGCUACACAGCGUAAGAAAAAACCGCACGGAAAGCAUGUCCUUCGUGAAUGUGGCAAGUUUUAGUGAGCAGAAAUUCGUUACCUCACUGGAGCUGGUUCAUGUCAGGGUUGGUUUCAUGGCCGACAUGAACUGUCCCGGCAUGAACAGUGUAUUACCGAUACUUACCGAACGAGGUUAUUUCAACGGUGAACGGUUCCGUUGGUUUCUGUACGGGUUGCGUGCAAUUGAGGAGAAUAGGACGUUUCUCCAGAAACUCCACAUAACCGUUUCUUCUAAUGUGCUUUUGCUUCUACCGGCUGGAACGGACAAUGCAGUUCUUAACGUUCGUGGCCAGUGGAUGGGGAAGACAUGGGAUGUAAGCUUUCUACAGGCUGGUAGUUGGAGUAUUGCCACUGGUUUAAACAUGUGGGAUACAAGAAGCGCUUACGAGAAGCAGUUGAACCUAUUCGGAAUGCAAUUGUCCGGUAUCAGUAAGACUAAAACGAUAUAUGGCGACAGAACAUUAGAGGGUGAAAUGCAGACUAAUCGAGCUUAUGGACUUCAACUGUGGAACGUAUUAUCUAUGGUGCACAACACGAGCAUCACGGAGAACUUCUCAACGAACUAUGACGAUCAACUGGCAGACGUUAUCAUUGAACCUGUUGUGAUCAAACAAGAAGAUUUAGCCAAACUUGACUACACUGCAGCAGUUCAAGAUACGCAGUAUGUGGGAAGCUUAUACGGCAGAUCUCUAAUCCUUUGUUUUUACUCCACAUUUUUUUCUCUUAACCAUAGGACAAUUCUACUGUUUUUACAUCCGGAAGUUGAUCGUACGAGGAACUCCAUUUUGCGUCCCUUUAGCUUCUUAACGUGGAUUGCUAUUGGUUUCCUAAUAAUAUGCUUUACAUUGCUAAUGUACAAAACAUUUAUGUUCGAGCAAGAAGUGGAUCGCACGAAAGUCCAACGGGACCGGGAAAAUGGUUUUUUCGUGCUUGUGAUGGGGAUACUUUGUCAGCAAGGUUUCAUCGAAAGCAGCAGAUCGUCCGCGAGCCGUUUGACGCUGUUCACCAUGUUGGUCUUUAGUGUGCUAAUUUAUCAGUUCUAUCUGACACACAUCGUUAGUAUGUUGCUAGUGGUACCACCGAAAAAUAUUCGAACCCUUGAGCAAAUGGUAGCAAACAAGUUUGGUGUAGCAGUGGAAAAUGUACCAGAAAGUGUGGAGCUUCUAAAUGCCACGGAGGAUAAAUAUUUGUUGACGCUGGUUCAAACGCAGAUAUCUAGAACGGGCACGGUGUACUACGAUAUAAAGGAAGGAAUUUCGCUCCUUCUUGAGCGUGAAAGAAGUGCCUUCGUUUGUGAUGCUAAUCGUGCUUAUCAACAGAUACGACACACAUUUACCGAUGAGCAACGGUGCGCCCUGCAGGAAAUUCCGUUAAUGGCUAAACAAUCCACCCAUCUGGCCCUGAGGAAAGAUCAUCCGUUGAAGGAACAGUUUCGUGUCACGGUGCAAAAGAUCAUCGCUGCCAGUAUGGUACAGUAUGAGCGGAAGCGUUGUUACGCGGACAAGCCAAGGUGUGCCGAAAAUGAGGUUAAAAUGCCGGAGGUUAACCUAGAUCAGGUGUCCUCGGUGCUGCUACUACUGUUCGGUACAAUUGUUUGUAGUAUCGGUGUGCUGCUGCUGGAAAUCACUGUCAGGAAGGUUUUGCCGAAGCGACACUGAGCUGCCGUGUCUCUGUACUGGACGGCUGGAAAGUUAAAUACUUCCGCCAUCAAACAUCAAUCAUUUCACUUGCAGAAAUGUUUUACUGGAAUUGUAAUUUGGGUUUUUGUAGACAAAAUAGUAUACGAUUGUGCUAGUUAAAACUGUAGCACUGUAGACGCCUGGUUAGGGGGAAGACGUUAAUACUAUUUGGAUAACGCUUUGUAACGUGUGUAAUUGCUGAAGAAUAAGACACACGCGGUUUAGUCGAUGAAAGCUGUAAAAGUACACCCGCAGAAAGGUCGUAAAUAAAGGGCACAAGCAAAAUGUUACUCACCCGAUCCGAAGUCACCCAUUCCUCCGGCAGUGUUGUACUAUGAUGGUUGGGUGAAAGCUUUUGAUGAUUAUUUACACGCAAACGACACCAGCAGCGACGUAAAGAUGGGAAAUGGCAACCACCGACAACACCAUAGUGAUAUUUCGUUUGUUAGUAGCGUCGGCACUGUUCGUUACGGUGUCCCGAAGACACGAAAUGACCGCAGUUGUAACACGGACCGCGAAACAUCGUUUUCCGUCAAUCGUAACUCUUCAUUCCAUAAAUCAAACCAACAACGUACUAGUAGUACAUGCUGGGCUGAGGAAUGUCACUUGUCUGCGAUGGGAAUUUGGCACUUGGACAGGACUUCCGGCCGUAACUCGGUUUGUACUUAUCGCUGGGCACAAAUAUUUAUCUGCUUGUUGGGUUGACUUUUAACUCACACAAUGCAUGAUAUACGAGCUUUUUGCACGAAACUCACAGAUUGCUUUGAUCUUUUGAAGGUGGCUAUUUUUUCACGUGAUGAUUAGUUUGCUACUUUGUCACUACACUGCACUACUGAUUUGACCAAUCUAGCACAGUU
Anopheles funestus (African malaria mosquito) is the source of this 5159-nucleotide messenger RNA. Its product is annotated as glutamate receptor ionotropic, NMDA 1-like. NCBI's taxonomy places the organism in Eukaryota, Metazoa, Arthropoda, Insecta, Diptera, Culicidae. The coding region runs from base 2617 to 4281 and encodes 554 amino acids. The transcript has 7 exons. Gene Ontology annotation, cellular component: membrane. Gene Ontology annotation, molecular function: ligand-gated monoatomic ion channel activity. The record is from RefSeq and is a predicted model, not a curated record.